Messenger RNA from Acanthopagrus latus (yellowfin seabream), 2373 nucleotides. Its product is annotated as fibrous sheath CABYR-binding protein-like. NCBI's taxonomy places the organism in Eukaryota, Metazoa, Chordata, Actinopteri, Spariformes, Sparidae. Bases 123 to 1478 code for a protein of 451 amino acids. The record is from RefSeq and is a predicted model, not a curated record. The transcript has 11 exons.
GGUCCGGUUCAAAGGUAACAGAGGGACCGGGGGCUCUAUAAAGAUCCAGACGGCCCACGCUGACACUGUGCUCGUUGCAUUUCUUCGGUUCUGACUUGUUUAUCCCACCAGCACACAUCAAAAUGCCCAGCAAGAGGAAGAAGAACAAGCGUCGCAUGAGGAGGGUGCAGGCGCAGAGGAGGGCGCUUGAAGAGCAGCAUGCAGCCAACCCACCAGUCAAAGCAAGCCCUGGGAUCGCAGCGAGUGCGCCUCCUGCAGCAACCGCAAAGAAAGGAGCACCAGUUCCAGUGAAGAUCCCAGAGGCCGUUCCCAUCGCUGUCCCCAUCGUGGAGGCCCCCGUUGUGGAGACGCUAGAAGUAGAACUCAAACCAGUUGUUCAAGAACCCGUCGCAGAGCCCGUCCCAGUCGAGGUAGAGACACCAGAGCCCGAGGCUGUGGUGUUGGAACAGACUCCAGCAGAAGUCGAGGUUGAAGUCGCGGCACCGGUCACUGAAGAAGCGCCGGUCGUUGAGGCUCCACCAGCUGAGAUUGUAGAGGAGGCCGAACCUAUCAUUCCCGAAACAGAACCAGAAACUGAGGUCAUACCCCCAGCUGAGGCUCUUGCUGAGAUUGAGAUUCAGUCAGAGGAGACAGCAGUCACAUCCACAGAGACAGAACAGACACAAAAUGUCUGUGAGCCAGAGACUGAAGUGGAGGCUGAGGCCUUGGCAGAGGAAGACACAGUCAUCGAGGCUGAGGCGGAAGUCGCCAUUACAGAAGAACCAGAGGUAGAGGCAGAGGCGCCUGAAACAGAAGCCGCCGCAGAAGUUGCUGCAGAGGAGACGGUUAUCGAAACAGUGGUGGAGUCUGUGGAGCAGGCUGUCACAGAGGCACCUGAGGCGGAACAGGUGACUGAAGUCAUCCCUGCUGCUCCUGAAGAGGAUGACGCUGAAGUCGAAGUGCUGUCUGAAGAAGAAGCACCUGAAGUUCCCGCUGAGCCAGUUACAAUGACAGAGGAUGCUCCUGUCCAAUCCAUGGAAAUCCCAGAGCUGCCAGUCACCAUCCCCGAGGCUGCGGUCGAAGUGGCUGAAGCCCCCGUAUCCGCAGUGGAAGAGGCCCCUGCCACACAGGCAACCGCUGACAGUCUGGUCGACGACUUCGUCGUCACAGAAUCAGCCUCAGCCGUGGAGGUCGCCAUCGCUGAGUCUGCUGCUGUCGAGCCGGAAAUUGUGGAAGUGACUGACACCCUCGUAAUCCAGUCAGAAUGUUUGGACGUGACACCUGCUGAGCCUGAGCCCGCUCCUGUUCCUGCCCCUGCAGAGGAAAUGAUCAUCGACGCCGCUGCUGAGCAGACAUGUCUUGAUAAACUGUCAGAAGAGCCUAAGCCAGAAAUCUGUGACAUGUCGUGUCAGAUGCAGCUCGCCGUGGAGUCCGUGGAGACGUCGGUAGAGGCGACGCUGAAUGGGCACAUUGUUCCAGAGGUUUCCAUCGAGGGCUAGAUACACGUCUAACAGCUUGGAAGACCUUUUUUGUCUUUAUUCCCCUUUGGUCAAUUGGCGGACUCAAAGCUUUAAAGGGAGUCAACCAGUCGCCGUUUUUUUUAUUUUUCAGGGCUUACGACAGAACCGCCAGGAAAUUGAAGGGACAUCCACACUCUGAAGUGCCUUUCCUGCCCUUGUUCCUGUCAAAAACUCCAAACCAGAUGUCAACAUGCCAAAAACGGCUGCAUUCAAGGCAGCACGACAGACUGUUUGUCAUAAGUGUGCAGAAAUGGAAACUUUGCGGCUCCUUUUUCUGUAUUUCUCCCCGAAAAGCAUGUUCAGUGAAUUUGGAGGCAGAGGUGCUCAAGAGAUGGAGAUGAAGCGAGGUCGACGGCAGUGCCUGAUGAUUCUCUGUAUGUUUCUAUCUCUCCAGAACGUCUGCUUCCACGCUGCAUACACUCAAUGCAUGUGAAUACUGUAGCAUCAGUGCAUGUUGCUAUAGUUUGCACUUGAGCCUAUUUCAUAUGGGUGGGAGGGACAACUUGUUCUGUUGUUUUAUCUGUCUCACAUUUCAAAACCACAGAUUUAGCCCUUUUCACUCUCAAGGAGACACGUGUAUAAACUUUCCCCCCCUUUGCCUUAAUUUCUGUCCCCUUCUCUGUUCUUCUCUCUGCCUCAAUGGAGCCCGGACAGAGUAUAAGGGGACGACUGAAAGGUCAUUUUCCGUUUCCUUCUUUUUUUUUUCUCACUUUCUCCUUUUUUAAUUCAUUUUGUAUAGACUGUAUGAUGUGCUACAGUUUUGUGUUCAAAGUUGGUGCUCUGGAAGGGGACAUGUAAUGUGAUCUGGUUGUGUGGAUCACUGUUUGGCUGAUCGAUCCACCUUUGAAAUAAAGCUGUAACUCAUCGUGAUAAA